AUUAGUUUAUAUUAAUUAAAAUAUAAUUAUCAAAAAUGAUGGUUAAAUCGUUUAUUAUCUUAAUGGUGACCACACUAUUGAUGGUCGAUUGCCAUGAAUAUGAAUUCAACACUCCUGGAAAUGCCAAUCAAAUGGUUGACCAAUUGUUGACUGUAGUAAAAGCCAAAUACAACACCACAUUGGAUCCAUUUCAUGUGCCAAACAUGAACUUCAAUUUUACUAAGAAAAUCGCCCUGAGCACAUGGCACGGUGAGGCAAACCUAACUGAGGGAACAAUUAAGGGUUUGGGUGCCAUCAAACGGUCGGGUGAUUGUGAUAUCGGUACCGAUAAGGGACACUUUAUUGGGCACUUGCAGUUUGGCGACAACAAUAUUCACGCACACUUUCAUGCUGUCACACAAAUCGGCAUUAAAGGUCUAAAACCGAUACACUCGACCAUCAAUUUGGACGCCGACAUCGGCAACAUUGACGUCAAGAUAACAGUGGGUAUGAAUGAAAAGGGCAAACUUCAGCUCAAGGAGUUCCAGGUGGAUGAGCUCAAACACGUCAAGUUUCACGUAAAGGGUCUUAAAAUACUUGAUCCACUCGUCAAUGUUAUGGCCGACGCAUUUGUGGCCAUUUUCAAUCCACAGGCCCGACAAAUAUUGGGCAAUAUCUUGAAGAAUAUCAUCGGCAAAGAGAUCGAAAAUCUCAAGUUUCCGCCCGCAGUAUAACAAUUAUUUUAUUUUUCCC
Messenger RNA from Oppia nitens, 732 nucleotides. RefSeq names its product mite allergen Lep d 7-like. Bases 36 to 713 code for a protein of 225 amino acids. The record is from RefSeq and is a predicted model, not a curated record. The transcript is spliced from 5 exons. Lineage: Eukaryota; Metazoa; Arthropoda; Arachnida; Sarcoptiformes; Oppiidae.